AUGACUCUGAUGAUGAAAAGCUGUUUCGUUUCACUGACCAUCCUGUUUCUUUGGCAAGUGGAAGAUGUGGCAGAAGCCUGCAAAUGUCUCCCUGUCAAUAUUCAACAAGGUUUUUGCAGAUCAGAUGUUGUUUUUAGCGCAAGAGUCACUGGAAAGGAGGUGGUUGACAUUGGGAAUGGCCCUUUGGGAAACUCAUUCAAGAGCAUCAAAUAUGACAUACAAGUGACUAAGGUGUUCAAAGGCCCUGGAUUGAGACUUGAUGCUGUCUACACUUCUUCCUCCUCUGCUUCUUGUGGAGUCACUCUGGACACUGGAGACAAACUGUAUCUAAUCACAGGCAAGCUGGAAGAUGAUGGGACAGUGCAUAUCACAAUGUGUGACUUCAUUAAGCUGUAUGAUGACUUGAGUAGCGCCCAGACACUGAAACUGAUUCAGUGUUAUACGACCGGCUGUGGCUGCUAGAUAAACACCUGCUUCUCCCUCCCUUGCAUUUUCGGCAGCCCAGCAGAAUACCUUUGGACUGGAUGACUGCAGAUACCGUGCAAGACAAAAAUUAUGU
Messenger RNA from Nematolebias whitei (Rio pearlfish), 559 nucleotides. Its product is annotated as metalloproteinase inhibitor 2-like. NCBI's taxonomy places the organism in Eukaryota, Metazoa, Chordata, Actinopteri, Cyprinodontiformes, Rivulidae. Gene Ontology annotation, biological process: negative regulation of membrane protein ectodomain proteolysis; negative regulation of endopeptidase activity. The record is from RefSeq and is a predicted model, not a curated record. The transcript is spliced from 5 exons. Gene Ontology annotation, cellular component: extracellular matrix. Gene Ontology annotation, molecular function: protease binding; metalloendopeptidase inhibitor activity. The coding region runs from base 1 to 462 and encodes 153 amino acids.